Messenger RNA from Acanthoscelides obtectus, 2139 nucleotides. The record is from the annotation of a GenBank genome assembly. Lineage: Eukaryota; Metazoa; Arthropoda; Insecta; Coleoptera; Chrysomelidae.
AUGAGUUCCCAGCGAGCGAAACUUAUAUUAAAGUUAGCAAAAACCAAAGCAAGAGUAGAGAAGAAAGAGAAUGGUGCGCAGGAUAGUUGGAAAAUUUCGCAGCAUAAUAAUAUUGGCAAUACCAGCAGUACUGCAGAGGAAGCUGUUAAUAGCGUCACGGUCAAUAAAGAGUCCCUAAACAUGAUUGAAAGUAAUAAUAUCCGCAAUAGUUUAAAAGAAGCCAAAAAUGCAACCGAAGAUAAGAAUAAUAUAGAGUCUGUAAAUCAGAUCGAUCUGCCAAGCCAAAACGUUAUCUCCCAAACGACAAUCAUUCCUGGUAUCAUCUUUGAUCAGAGUUCAGAAGAUAUUGGAGGUGUUACAUUAAUAAAUAGAACUCGAUCUCAGGGCUUACUUAGAGCGGAUGAAUAUGAAGAAUUCCCUAGCAGUAAUGGUCCUAGCAGUGAGCUAAUAGAAGAAGAAGCCACUUCUUCUAAAGUAUUUUCUGUUGAACCUGCAAUUCAAACAGAUAACAAUUCAAGUAGUAGGUCCUCAAGUGAUUCGGACCCAACCAGUUCUGAAGAAGAACCUUUUGGUUCUGGUGCUUCAGAACAAGAUCCUGAUUUUGAACCAGAAAACAUAUUGUCUUCCAGUGAAUCCGAAGUAGAUGGUAUACCUCAAAAUGUAGCUUUACCAAUACGUCGUUCAGUGCACUAUCCUUCUGAAACAGAGAAGCAAACUAAAAAACGAAAAAGAGUCCCAGAUGAAUGGCAAAAGAAUAAAGCGAAACGUCUUAGAAACACAGGUAAAAGUUAUGAAUGCAUUAGAAAAAUCAAGAAAAGUGAUGGAAGUAUCGAACGGAUGAAAGUAAAGCGAGAAGAAAGAAAGAUGUCCGCGCCCUGUGGGGAAAAAUGCCGCUUAAAGUGUUCCACCAAAAUCUCACAAGAUCAGAGGCAAAAAAUUUUUGAAGAAUAUUGGCAAUUAGGAGAUGUCCUGCAACAACGUGGAUUUAUAGCAGGCCGAAUGCUUACUAUUAAGCCAAAAUAUAGAUAUCAGAAAGGCGAAAAUAGUAGACGUCUAAAUUCUAGUUUCUUCUUAGACCUUGAUGGACAAAAUAUUCGAAUCUGCAAACAAUUUUUUAUGUCCACGUUAGGUAUUAGCAGUAGAGUUAUUCGAACGGUUACAGAAAAACAAGAUUCGAUAACUAAAGGAAUUCUUAAACAAGAAAUGAGAGGAAAACACACCAACCACUAUUCAAUUUCCAAUGGCAUAAAAGAAGAUAUUAGAGCCCACAUCAAUUCUAUUCCAAGAAUUCCCAGUCUAAAAAGGAGUAUAUUGAAGGUGUUCAACAUAGCAUUUUUUAUUCCUAAGAAGGAUGCAUGUGAAUUAUGUCUUGCGUACACAAAUGCCAACCAGGAGGAAAAAACCCACAUGAAAAGUAAAUACGACACUCAUCUGAAAGAGAAAGUAUUAUCUCGUUCAGAAAAGCAAGCCGAUAAAGUUUCAGAUAAAGUAGUCGCUGUGUACGACCUCCAAGCGAUAAUACCAUGCCCAAUCGUUUCAAAUUUAAAGUCUGUACAAUCUAUAACUCACAAAUUUUUUAUCGCUUUGCACACGCAAAAUGAGGGCGAUAAAGUACAUGCCAUUAUUGAAGAAGCAGUUGCCAAAAUUCGCAAAUCUGGAUCCAUCUAUGUGCCUGAGCAAUACGCAACAAUAAUCGGACAGGCAAAAAAAACUGGGAAACCAUUUUCUGUUAAUGAAAUGUGUCACAAAGAUAUCCUUGGCCUGAAGGAUCUUUCUUCUCAGCUCGGCAUGAAACCUAAUUUCAAAAAUGAAGAGGGUGAAACCGUUAAAAUCACCGACUUAAAAAUGUUUAUGGUAAAGAAAGAGUGCCCGGGAGUGCUAUUCUACAAAACCUCUUACAAUGAAAAGGAGUAUUCACAAGUCAACAUUUUACAUUUGAGGCGCCAAAAACCAGAUUUCUCUUCGGUGAAGUUAAAAAAUGCUUACAAGGCAAAAGUCGGUAUUACAGAAACUAAAAAAAAAUCAUUAUUAUCAUUGUUUAAUAAAAAACCUGACAAACGAGUGGUCCCAAUGUACUAUUUCGAUUUUUAUGAUAGAUUAUGGACUUUCUACCUACAUAUUUUCUGUGCUGUUCUUUAA